This is a messenger RNA of Dermatophagoides pteronyssinus (European house dust mite), 692 nucleotides long. It is a transcript of the gene ND-ASHI, whose product is annotated as NADH:ubiquinone oxidoreductase subunit ASHI. Lineage: Eukaryota; Metazoa; Arthropoda; Arachnida; Sarcoptiformes; Pyroglyphidae. The record is from RefSeq and is a predicted model, not a curated record. Gene Ontology annotation, cellular component: respiratory chain complex I; mitochondrion.
AUGUCAGAUGUUUUGUUGUUGGAAAAAGCCUAAACACUUUUUUUUCAUCAUCAUUUGGAUCAAGAAAACUUAAAAUUCUUUGAAUUUUUGUUUGACGAUAAUCAUGACCGGAUCAAAUCUGAUUCGUUAUGGUUUUAAUGCAGCCAAAUUGUUUCGUUUAACACAACAACAAUCACAAUUUAUUGCUGUUCGAUCAUGUGGUUGGGUACGUGAUUUUAAACCGGGUCCAUAUCCACGAACACCUGAAGAACGUGAAGCAGCUGCACGUAAAUAUAAUCUUAUACCUGAAGAUUAUGAUUGUUAUGAAGAAGGAUCUGGUUUUGGUGAUUAUCCAAAAUUACCGGCCGUUUCACAUGAAGUAAUGGAUCCAUAUGAAAAUUAUGAUUAUUAUUAUCGUCGAAGAAAUUUUGGUGAAACGUUACAUCGUGAUUAUGAUAUUCUAAUGUCGGAACGAACAAAUCCAAAUGUUGUUCAUCGUUAUCCACCUCGAACUAUGUUUGCUAUUUUUCUAUCACCAUUCAUUAUAAUUGCUAUCAUUCAAUGGAUUGAUUAUUAUUUUGAUCUACAUACGGCUAAUCCAAUGAAACCGAAACAAUUGCCUGGUGAUGGUCGUGUACAUUAUACAUUUGAACCACUUGAUUGAUUGAUUUAGGAUUAAAUAAUAAUAAUAAUAAAAUCAUUUCGUAGAUUCA